AAGCUCAUUAUAGAUGGAACGUACGUGUUCAUCAACAACGUGUAUAUUGUGUUUCUGAUAUUUAAAAAAAAAUGUUCAAUCGUUAUUCAAGCUAUUUGCCUGAAUACAUUUACUGAGCUGGAUGACUGGCCUCACAGGAGUCUAUUGAUCCAUCAUCUAAAAAUAGAAACACGCCAUCAUUGAGAAAAAUACAAUACUUUGAACAGAAGGCUGUGUCUGUACAGGUAUAUUCCAAUAAAAAAGGUAUUGAGUUGCAUGUCAUGACUUAAUUUUUAUGGUCAUCUAAAAGACAUCGAACUGUUAGUUAAAGUCAUUAUAGGAAAUAUAAAAUAGAAAGUAGGCCAGAUGUUUAUUUUGUUUACCUUACUACUAUUUGUAGAAAAUACACAACUUCAAAAGAUAAUUUUAUAUAAAUACCAAGAAAACUUCAAAACGAACUGUACUUCAAGCUUUGUACAUAAAAAGGACCAGAUCAUAUUUUCUAGUCAAAUCAAGACAUCGGCUGAUAAUUCACCGGGUGACUCUAUACUCGUGGAGAAUAUUCAAUAUGACCUUAAGCGAAAGAACUCAGUAUAUGAACCGUUUUGUUACGUAUUCUUCAACGGAUGCCUACAAUCUUCAGACAAAAUUUGCUAUUGCUUAUCUACGGAGCAUCCUGACGUAUUUGAUAUAAUAAUCAAUGUUACAGCUUUUUCUCACUUCAGUGAGGCGAAGUUGAGGGGCCAAAUGAAAUAUUUGGAAAAAAUUGUAUACAGUGAAGAAAUAUCCUUUCCUACAAUAUAUGGUAAGAAAAAUCCCAACAAAACAGAAGUUGUUUUAAACAUAAAUAGCAAACCAGUGGACACAGACAAAUGUGCAGUGAUAGUCAACGCCACUGAUCAAGUUGUUAUUUUCUUUAACUUAAAACAUGUAUUUGAUAUACCAUUUACUCUCCGAGUGUAUGACGUUCUUAAAGAGGAACACUAUGAAAGCGAUUCUAUAUUUUUGAUACAUGUAACUGAAAUUGAAACAAGACAAGUAUAUACAUUCAAAUAUACAGUAUGUAAUCUACAGGAGUACAGUAAGAACUUCACUUGUUACAUUGACACAGGUAGAGAAAAUAAACUUCAUAAAGUACAUACACAAACGCCUGAUUAUGCUUUGGCGACGUCAGGAUUGAUAAUCUCCACCAUAACCUUGCUGAUUUUGUUAAUGCAAUUCCUAAUGAGAAGCUUUCAGAAAAGAUUGCAAAAGAUUGAAAAAGAUAUGAAUCGAAGAAAAUUCUUUUCUUCUAUUCAUAAGAUCGACGAUGAAUCUCCAAUGGAAGGAGAGAGAAAAGUAUAUGAACAAAUACCACUGAAUGGGAUAUAGCAUAAACGAUGCACUUGAAAUAAAUUUUUAAAUGAAAGGAUGAAAAUAUUUUACAUAUAUUGUGUCUUUAUUUCAGAUUUUAAUGCGUUUUUAAAGUAUUUUAUAUUUUCAGGAGAUAUACAGGCCUUUUUCGUAUAUUUUGCCAUUUCAGGAGAUUUUUAAGAGAUCCUGGUAAAUCAGGAGGCCGCGGAAAAUCAGUUAUAAGCUAUAAAAUUGUUUAAUUUAAUAAUUUACAACUAGGAUUAGCGUGUGGUCUAUGACAGUGUGGGGGCCCUAAGCGGUUGCAGUGGCCUAUGGCCGGCCCUGCAAAAUAGCGGCUUAUGCUAGUAUAUAUAUAUAUAUAUAUAUAUAUAUAAAGAUAGAUAGAUAGAUACAUACAUACAUACAUACAUAAGUACAUAGAUAGAUAGAUAGAUAGAUAGAUAGAUAGAUAGAUAGAUAGAUAGAUAGAUAGAUAGAUAGAUAGAUAGAUAGAUAGAUAGAUAGAUAGAUAGAUAGAUAGAUAGAUAGAUAGAUAGAUAGAUAGAUAGAUAGAUAGAUAGAUAGAUAGAUAGAUAGAUAGAUAGAAAGAUAGAUAGAUAGAAUGUUAUCUUAUAUAUUACAGACGUAACUUGAAAAAAGAAGAUAGUUACGUCCUAAGCAUAUUAUGUAUCCAUCUUGUCAAGCAUGUUAAUGGCAUGGACUGAAUUCAGUGGACAUAUUGGAGAUAUAAAACUUUAUAGUACAGUGAUUACUAUUUAUUAAUUUUUUAAAGUGUUUUUUGUCAAAUUUUAAUUAAAAAAUUGAACUUCAGUUUAAAAAAAAAAUGUCAAAGCUUAAAAAACGCUUUUCUGCUGUCAUACUUUGUCAACUUUGACUUAGAUAAGAUGCACCCGAACCAUAAGGCGAAUUAGGCGGCAAGCAGCCCUCAUAUAGAGCUGUCACUGGCAAUGUCCCACCAAGUGUCCACUCUUCUAAUCGUCAACACAGAUACGAAACGUUGAAGGAUAAAACCAAAUGAAAUAAAAAAAAAUCAUUGAAUUCAUUUUUAUUAGCGCCCCCGUAAGAGGAAAAAGCCGCUAUUAGGUAUCACUAAGUCAAAUAUAUUUAUAAAAUGUACAAGAAAUGUUUACAACAAAUAUAAAUACUAGUUAAUGGUGUUUUUUUAGUUAACUAGCUGCUAAAAUUAAAAGAAAACAUUUAUGUUUGUUUAUAAAGGCCAAUAAUGCACUUUGUAUGUAAAUAUCACGCUCAUUUUUUAAAAUGGACCUUUUACUCAGCGAUUUUCGUGCAGUAGCGUAACGUCGCAACAUGACACGGUGAUAAACCAAUUCCUUAAAAAUUUCUAAAUAUACAGUUGUUUUUUUUUAUUAGUACCCCAUCAUGAUUAAAGCCUCUUAUUAUUGUGCAUUUUGUCUGUCGGUAAGUCUGUCCGUCACGUUUAGAUUAAAAAAAACAACAACAACAACACAAAAAGCUAUUGAAAAUCUGAUUUAACCUUUAAUGUUCCUUUAGAAACAUCUCUAUAGUUUUAACUAUCUAUAAUACAUUGUUCCAGGUGGUUUUGUAAAAACAAAUCAAUGUCAACGAAUGUCUGUUUGCUCUUCUAAUUUAUAUUAUAUUUAAUUUCCAUGCUUAAAGGUUGCAAAACACUUGAUCAAUCGUAUGUUGUUCCAGUUUCUUGAUGUAAAUAGCAUAUAAAUGCUGAAUGAAAAUCUCCAUACGGGCUUACAUUUCAUUAACUGUAAAGUUGUUCCUGAAAUUGUUUAAAAAAAAUUAUGUGAAAUGAUUGUUUGAAAUUGCAUUAUUAACUUACAUUACACUUAUAUUCUUUGACAAUUAAUUACAAUAGUUUAAUUAUCAAUAUCAAAUCGUUCCGUAUUUUCAACUUAAUACAAAUGUAUGUCAAAUGCCUUUUUUUUAAAUAUCGACAAUAUGUUGUUCAGGAUUUUAAAAAAGAAAGUAAUUUACUAGAAACGAUUAUUUAAAAUCACUUUUAGUGGCCCCCGUAAGGGGAAAAGCCGCUAUUAGGUUUGUUAAACUUAUUAUUCAUUUAAUUUUCUUGCUGAAACAUACAAAAAGUUUUUAAUCGGUAAAGAAUGUUCCGGAUUUAGUUUUGAAAAAGAAAUCGACCUACAUAACAUUACAAAUCUUCGCCAAAAUUGUUCAGAACUGUAUUAGAAGAAUCCACUAACGUUAAAUAACUGUUUGAAAUCCCUCUUCUAACAAAUAAAAAAAUAAUCUUCUUCUCAUUUACAGACAUUGGUUAUUCCGGAUUUUGAAAAGCAUUUUAACUCUAUUUAUUUUAAAUCGCACUUCUAUUUUAUACUACAAUUAAUUUUCUUGCUUAAACGUUACAAAAUUUAAUUUUAUCUUAAUAGUAUGUUCCGUAUAUAUAUAAUUAUAUAUAUCUUAAGAGUUCUAAAUCAGAAGUUUAUGUAGAUCCACAUCCCUACAAAUCAAUGUUAAAAGAUUAUCUAAAAUCGUAAGGCUAUUAGUUUGUAACCAGUUUGUUAUUAAGUUAAGAGCAAUGUCUGGUCGUGCGGUUAGCGUUCUAAACUACUUAUUUCGACCGUCCCUGUUGUUUGUUUGUUUUACAUGUUUCGGUAAAUCCUUCAGAGUUAAAGAUAGUUUAUUUCCUAAUCCAAACCUCUCGCAGGACGACGGGGGAUGGGAACGGGCAGUGUUAGAACCAGGAACCAUCGAUAAAUCCGAACGACAGUCUAGUACACAAACAUCGCGACCAGACAGGUUUCAUACACUGCUCGCUGCCAUCCUCCGUCGUCCAGCGAGAAGUUAAUUUUUUCAACUUAGAAUAACAUCAGAAACAUGCAAAACAUUAAAAAAAAAACAUUUUUUUUUUUACAACGGCAAAUGAAUCUUUGAAACAUUAUUACUUUUGACUAUUAAAAUUAAAUCAUGUCGUGACUAUUCCUUGCGAAUAGGCAGAUCCGACAGGGAACCGACUCUUACGAAGGCCGCCUCUGAAUUUGUGUGAUUACGCAAACUCUCUUUGUAAACUUGUUAAAACUUCAAAAUGUAUUAAAAUCAAAACACAGGAUACAACUGUAGUAUCUAGUGUUAAAUAUUUAUUCUAUCCAAGUUGCAAGAAAGCAAGGUAAUUAAGUUAUAUACAUCCAAAAUAACAAGUUUGUUUGUAAGGGGGAGGGCAAUAUAAAUUGUACGCCACACACUUGUUCAUCAGACAAUAUAACUUUAGAUCAAUAUAACUCUACUAUUAUUACCGUUUUUU
Molecule: messenger RNA, 4582 nt
Organism: Biomphalaria glabrata
Lineage: Eukaryota; Metazoa; Mollusca; Gastropoda; Planorbidae
Exons: 8
Coding region: 346-1350 (334 amino acids)
Source: RefSeq, a predicted model, not a curated record